CUGUGGCUCCUAGUAACAAUUCUGUGUCCCUCAAUAACAAUUCUGUGUCUGUCCCUAAGUAACAAUUCUGUGGCCCUAAGUAACGUUUCUGUGGCCCUAAGUAACGAUUCUGUGGCCUCAGUAACAAAUCUGUGUCCCUCAGUAACAAUUCUGUGUCUGUCCCUAAGUAACAAUUCUGUGGUGGCCCUAAGUAACAAUUCUGUGUCCCUCAGUAACAAUUCUGUGUCCCUCAAUAACAAUUCUGUGUCCCUCAGUAACAAUUCUGUGUCUGUCCCUAAGUAACAAUUCUGUGGCCCUUAGUAACGUUUCUGUGGCCCUAAGUAACGAUUCUGUGGCCCUCAGUAACAAUUCUGUAUCCCUCAGUAACAAUUCUGUGUCUGUCCCUGAGUAACAAUUCUGUGUCCCUAAGUAACGUUUCUGUGGCCCUAAGUAACGAUUC
This is a messenger RNA of Staurois parvus, 439 nucleotides long. NCBI's taxonomy places the organism in Eukaryota, Metazoa, Chordata, Amphibia, Anura, Ranidae. The record is from the annotation of a GenBank genome assembly.